Messenger RNA from Eruca vesicaria subsp. sativa (arugula), 1797 nucleotides. Lineage: Eukaryota; Viridiplantae; Streptophyta; Magnoliopsida; Brassicales; Brassicaceae. The record is from the annotation of a GenBank genome assembly.
AUGGAGAGAAGGAGAUCACCAAGAAACAGCAAGAGUCCUGGAACUGUGAUUUUCCCUAAAAGCCCUCUUCUCUACGAGGGUUACAAGUCUGGUUGUGGUUGGAAACUGAUUAACUUCUUCGAUUUCAGACAUGUUAAACCUGGUAAUAAGAGACUGAGUUCAGAGAAGAAACCCAUCAGAGACUCUGCAGGUAAUGUUUAUACCAAAAGCCAACUUGAUCUUCUCAAGAGACUUCAUGAUAAAUGUCAGUGUAACGAUCGGAUUGUGGAAGGAGAGAACUCAUGCAAGCCUAAAACAAGGAGAAGAUCUUUAAGUUCUGAAAGAGAAGGUGAGAGCUAUGAAUCAAAGCCUGCUCAGGGUUUACUAGAGAGAGAGAUAAAGAGGAGCAAGAAUCUAAGUGAGCCAACUUCUUUGAGUGAAGUUGAGAAGACAGAUGAUAAGGCUAAGCAAAAUGAUUUGAAGAAUGUUAGAGAGCGUAAGAAGAGCUCAGAGAUUAAACUUCAAGUUUGUAUGAAUGAAACCGCUGAAACUUUGAUCAGUUCCAAGGCAGAGGAGAAAGGAAAAGACCGGUCUAAGCAGUUCAUGGAAGCAUUAGAUAUUCUAAGUUCUAACAAAGAUUUGUUCAUUACACUCUUACAAGAUCCUAAUUCUCUGUCGGCUAAAAACUGUCAAGACUUGGAACAAGGUGAUAAAUCUCCAUCAGUGGCUGAUGAUUUGGAUAGUAUUGUUCUCUUGAAGCCUAGAUUAUCAAGCUCGGAGAGAUUCAAACAUUUAGCCAAGAAGGUGAAGCUUGUUGUUGGAUCUAACAAAGACAGUAACACAGAAACCAAACCAGAAUGUAGCGGUAAAGCUAGAGAAACUGAAGCUUUUGCUGUAAGAAACAGUGGAAGCCCAGAGUCACCGGUGUUUAGGCGCAAGAAACGGGUUGAAUCUGAUGUCUUCAAGCUAAACAUUGAGAAGGAUGUUUUGCCAAGAAGAUUCUUGGUGGAAAGGCAACAAGAGAGAUCAAAUUCUUCACCGGUUUAUGAAUUUACUAAUGAGUUGAGUAGCUUGCAGACAAAACUCAAAGAGAGAAGACAGAAGCUGGAGAAGAGAAGAUUGUGGUCCUUGGACACGGACUUGGAGGUUUUUGAUCCGUAUCCUCACAACUCCAGUGUAAAAUCUCUUGACAACACUUGUACAAGUCUAGAGAGGAUUUAUUUGGAAGAGGAAACAGUAGAAGAGAAGAUUGGAUUAGUAUCUUUUGAUGAUCGUCUCGAGAAAGACUCUGUUCACGAGUUUGUGAAGAAAGUUCUUGAAGCUUCAAGACUGAACUGGACUAACCUCAUGGCGAGAUGCAACGAAGAAACAUCACUACUCGACGAGUUCUCACACGGCAAUCACAACAAUAAUCAGCUUCUUCUUGUUCUUGAUUACGCAGACGAGAUUCUACGCGAGAUUAACCGUCAAGACAUCAUCAAGUUUUGGCCUUUCUUGAGAGUUGACCUUAGAGAAGAAGACCUGAUUCAGGAGACGUUGAGACGUUUUGACUGGAGUUUACUCUGUUGUGACACUCCAAGAACAUUGGAUCAGAUCAUUGAGACUGAUCUGGUAAAGCCAUCAUCAUGUCUUUGGUCGGGGUUUGGUGGUGAAACUGAAGGUGUUGUCUCUGAUGUGGUUGAAAAUAUUCUGCAACGGCUGGUGCUUGAUAUCUCUCAUGAGCUAAAGAACAAUGCAUUGCAGAGUAUAUUAAUCUGAACUUCUUAACCGACUAUUCAACAUUUUUUUGCUAUGUAUAAAAAGAACUUUCAGUUUAAG